AGGCCGCUCAGUCGAGUUUCAGACGCCGUCGCGUUCAGUUCGUCGGUCGGUUUCAGUGGAAGACGUUUACAAUUCCUGUGUGUGUGUUUUGACCGCCUGCAACUUGCAAAACAAAAGUACGCCUCUGUGAAAAUGCAAAUUUGACCAAGCACUCGAGUGGCUGUCGUCGGUCGGUGGAAUUUGCCCGCACAUCGCUACCUGGUCGUCAUCAUCCCUCUGAAACUCUGGGAAUCCUGACGAGGGACGGGGGGCCAAGGCAAACGUCGCAUCCGUUUCCGGUUCUUUCUGUUGAUUGUUACCUACAUCUACUUGCAGUCGCGCUGGGUUUUCAUGAAUGAAAUUUUAAUUUCGUGUGUGCGCGCGAGUGUUUGUGUGAGCCGCAAGUCCAGUUUUGAGCCCGAACUCCAGCGGUGUCAACUGACGAAGGCCCAGCAAUCGCAUUGUCGUCAGUGCACCGUAAAGAUCUUUAUCGCAUUUUAAACACAAAUACGUUCUGGAGCAGAAGGCAAGAGGACGCGGUCGUCAGGUAGAAGGGAAACCAAACAUCGGAAACAUCGGCCAGGUUAAUGCGGUUUAUUGUUCUAUGAACGCUGGCACCGUCGCUCUGUUUAAGUUUCGCACGCUGAUAAAGAGGACCCCGCCCAUCGAAAUGUGGCCAAAGCUCUGCCCACUGCUUUUCACGCUCUCGCUGCUCGCCGCCCUGGCAGCGGCCAAUGACCUCAAGGAUCUGCUAGAGGACAGCACCACGACGACCAGCACCACCACGUCGUCGCCACCAAUUAUCAUAGCUGCUCCCACCACGCCCUCCGCCUAUGUGGUGUCCGCCGCGGCAGUUCCCGCCCUUGUUUCCGGUAGGGGAAAGCAGAAGAGCUCCUCCGGAAAGUUUGUCAACAAAAGCUCCCCCAGGAAACGCAAGGCGGAGCAGGUUUCCUCACUGCCACUUCCCGUGGAUGACGGCCUCAUUGAGUGGAAGUGCCCCAAUAUCACCGGCACCCAAAACGCGGAACUCGAGUGCGGAUGCGACCUGCCUCACACUCUUCGGUGCAACAUCGAUCUGCACGGAAUGAUGCUCCUGUCGGAAAGGCUCCGCACCUCUCCAUAUUCAAUCUCAUUGCUGGACUGCUCCCUGCGCAACGUGACCUUCCUGAGCGACGCCAAGAUCUUCGAUGGCGUUUCGCUACAUGGCCUAGUGAUCUCCUCCGGCGAAAUAAAGAGAGUGCACAAAUCUGCCUUCCUGGGAAUCCGAGGACCUUUGCAGGCACUCGGCUUGCCUGGAAAUGCACUUAUGAGUGUGCCCUGGAAUGCCCUGUCCACUUUAGGUGCCUUGGAGCGUCUUGACCUGGCCAACAACAAAAUCAAGGCCUUGGGCACAGCUGACUUUGUGGGCUUAACCAGCCUAGUCUAUCUGGAGCUGAGCAACAACCAGAUAUCGAGCAUUUCCCAACGCACGUUUGGGAAUCUUCGCAAGCUGGAGGUCCUAAAACUGGGAGGGAACCGAUUGGGUGACUAUCCACAAAGUUUGAGAUCCCUGAGUCAGUGCCUCAGCCUGCGGGAAUUGGAUCUGCAGGCCAACAACCUCAACGGACCUCUGAGUGAACAAACGCUACCCGGAAUGAGAAACCUAGAGAACUUGAACCUCAAUCGGAAUCUGAUCAAGAGCAUUCAGAACAAGGCGUUGGCGAAUUUCUCCAGACUAGUGAGUCUCUCACUGCGUCACAAUCAGAUCGAUGUCCUGCAGGACCAUGCCUUCUUUGGACUGGGAGCACUGGAUAGCUUGGAUCUGAGCUACAAUGGCAUCGUGGCCAUUUCCAGUGCCUCCUUGCAACAUCUUUCCCGUUUGACUAUACUGGAUCUCACCCACAACUUCCUGCGCGCUCUGACCUCCGAUUUGAUAGCACCGCUACCAUCUCUUAGGGAGCUACGACUGGCGGGUAACGACAUCUCGAUUGUGGCCAGGAAUGCCAUGGACGGAGCUCGGGAGCUGCAGAGCCUGCAGAUGCAGGAGAAUCCAUUGUCCUGCGACUGCAGCAUUCGUCCUUUCGCUGAGUGGCUGCAGGAGAGCAAGCUUCACUCCAGCCUGAGUGCCUCCUGUGUGACUCCUCCGAGAUUGGAGGGUGCCCCUCUCCUCCAAGUGCCAGUGGAGACCCUCAGUUGCGACAUGGACAAUGUGGAGAAGGACAACGACAACAUCAUGGAGCACCUCGAAACGCUGGCUAAACCAAAUCAGACAUCGCCUAUCAAGGAUCUCUCCGAGGAGAUUAUUCUUCAUGAGCUGCACUUUUCGGCGGACUAUGGAUUGAUCCUCACCUGGCUCUUGAAUCUUAGCAAGAAGGACUAUAUGUGCGACGCUAUUUUUGUCUACAAAGAAGAGCACAUAAACGAGAUUCUGAUAGACAACUCACCGAUCCAUUGCGAGAGUAAAGUGGUUAAUGGUCAGAACACAGUCAGUGUCAUAGUUCCAGAUAGUUCUUCCCUGGAAAUAGGGGAAAGCUAUCGCUUUUGCUUGGUGAUGAUCCAGGAGAAGAAUCCCAAGGCGGAACUGAACAUAGGUUGCUCCAAUAUCACCCAAUUGGAAAGGAGUAGUCCCGGUUCGGUUCCCGUGUCCCGUCAAUACCAGCGACGUCCCUACUACUCCGCCAGCGAGCUAAAACCUGAGGUGGUUCCCGAAGCUGGAGAGGAUUAUCAGAUGAAUCAGCGACGCUUCAAUUCAGUGGUCGGAAGUCAACAGAAGCAGCAGACGCAGCAGCAAUCGACUUUGCUGCACAGCUACACGGUGAUUGAUUCUCUGAACAAGAGUUUCUUGCCGGGAUUGGGACUCGGAGUGCUGGUCACCUCUGUGCUGGUCCUGAUUUGGGGAGCCACGCGAAUCCGGCAGAAUGGCGUCUCAAGCGGAGCUAACGAAAGUAUUGGCAGCAACAGCAGCAGCAUGCACAACAACAACAAUAACAGCAGACCGGGAACACCAACGGCCACCACCUGCUACGCCGCCUCGGAUCACAUAGCCCGCCUGGCGGAUGCGGAGAACGGGACACGCUACCUCAAGCUGCAGGCCACCACGAGCCUGUGAGGCAGCCGAAGCAGCCAGUAGCAGAAGCAGCCAGAAGCAGGAUUGGACGUUGCACCUGCCCACUCAAUAAACCUUGUGAUAGUACAGUACACAACCGACUGUACCGAUUUGAGUAGUUGUUAACGAUAUACGUACUCUUAAGGUUCACUGCACUAAUCCAAAAAGUUGGCCCACACUAACCCACUUGUGCCAUAAGCUAAUCGAUACGUAUCCCGAAACUCCCAUAUAUCAAAAAACUAUAUACAGCUGAGGUCAAAAGAAUAGCUUAAGAUUGGCAUUUCAAAAUUCCACAAUAUUUGGAUUUUAUAUUAUUACUUCUGUAUUAAUAAUGAAUAAUAUUCCAUUUAUGCUCAACCAACUUAACAAAGUAAUUCUACACAAAAGCAGCAAAUUCAUUAAAUUUAAUAGGCCUUAAAUUACCGCCUUCUUUUGACCUCCUGUGUACCAAUUUUCUUAAACGGAGACCCCUUCGGUCUCAUCCACAACUAGUGUUAACUUAGUGUUACGCCUCCUUCGUGUUAGAAAAGAACUCGUAAGUCAUGACCCCUUAGAAUUAAGGCUUUAAUAAUUUAUUAACAAAUUCAAAGCACACAGACAGUAGAAAAGAAAAACAUAACAUAGAACAAAUAAAAGUGAAAAGAG
Drosophila ficusphila is the source of this 3709-nucleotide messenger RNA. RefSeq lists its product as uncharacterized. Gene Ontology annotation, molecular function: protein binding. The record is from RefSeq and is a predicted model, not a curated record. The coding region runs from base 584 to 3067 and encodes 827 amino acids. The transcript is spliced from 6 exons. Lineage: Eukaryota; Metazoa; Arthropoda; Insecta; Diptera; Drosophilidae.